CUUGAACCAUAUUGCAGUGAAUAGGAUUCAGUCAAUAAUAAGAAUGUGUUUAAGAACUUUGAAAAAGACUAUUAUAAACAGAAGACUUGAAUAGUUAAACAGUAUGGUUAGAGACUCUGGUAAAGUUUUAUUAUGUCCUCCUUAUGGAUAUCUUACCCAUGAUGAUGCUCAGCUCUGUACAGCUCUUGUAGAUGGAACAUGGCAAGCUCAAAGAAAUCUUUUUGCUCAAGGUUACAGUUUGUCACCACUAGAAAAACUCCAAAAAAGGCAAAUCUAGUGGGGAAAGAUGAGGAUAAAGGAGCUGAACAAAAUGAAACACAGGAUGUGGUGUCUGAAAAUGUGGUUGAACAGAGUGAUUUACAAAUGAAGGUAGCAUGUCUUGGUACAGAGAAUAAAGUAGAAGCUAAAACAACAUUGGUUGAAGGAGAUGGAAAUGAAAACAAGAGUAAAUUAGGAACUAAACUGUCAGCUGAAAAGUUAAAAGAACAAACUGAACAAAAUCCACCAAGUGAUAAUACAGUUGGAAAUACUGGCUUUGAUAAGACAGACAGUGCAAAACAAAGUUGUUUGGUUAUGACUGAGAAGCCAAAUGAAAAUGUUCUUAAGGUUGGAAAUGAAGCUACAAAACAAGAUGUUGAAAGCUCACAGCCAACUCUUUUAGAUGACAAUGCAGUGAAGAAAGCCACUGUAAAGUUCACAAUUUCAGUUGAGUCCAACCCAGAGGAAGAUAGCAAAGUGGUUAAAUUAGACAUAACUCCUCCCAACCAAGAACAAGUAAACCUUCGAAAAGUUUCAGAAAUGCCUAAAGAAAGUGUAUCAUUUCCAAGUCUCAAGCUUAAUCUUUCAGAGUCAAUGUCAUCCCCGGAAUGUGGUAACUCUCCAGAAAUUCGUUGCUCUACUGGCAGAGUACGGUUAUCUUCAGGGGAAAACUCACUGUCAUCAACACCAACAUCCCGUCCAAGGAGGCAAACGUUUUGCAGCAUUUCAUACCUCUCCAGGAGAAAUCUUUCUAGAGAAAAUGCUUUUGAAGAUUCAGAAGACGCACUAUCAGCAUCCUCUUCUGAUUUUUCUCCAGGGAGUACCUUGUCCAGCUUGGGUGCAGACAGGUAUCAUGAGUUCAGUGAUGAUGCUUCUAGUGAUGGCAAGAUAAGAGAAAGUCUGGAACUCAGUGAUGAUGCAUGCUCUUCUGAUUUACGUGAGCACACACAUCUCACUCCAGUCAAUAAGCAGCUGCGGAUAGUCACAUCAGUAGAUCGAGCACUUUACCCUCACAGACGUGGAUCCCUGUCUUCCCCAAAAUUUGAGCGAACACUUAGCUUAGGCAGAUCAUCUUCAGAAAAUCUGGAGCACAUUGCUUUUGUUGACUACCUGAAGCGUCUGAAGCUCGGACAAUACUUGAAGAAUUUUCCAUCCAAUAUGUCCAUGUCCACAUUUAGAAGUACAUCAGAGCAUGAGCUAAUGGAAGUAUAUGGAGUAUAUGACAUGGAAGGAAGAAGAGCUUUAAUGAAAGCCAUCAUGGUGGCUAGAGAAGAAGAUGAGAGCGAUACAGAUUCUUUGUCUGAGUUUCACAACGUUGGGCCAACGUCCCCAUUAUUACGCAAGUGUAGAGAUGAACUGCCUUUUGCCGGCGGGUUACGACGGCUACAGAGAACUUUAUCGGAGGAUACAAAGCGACGAGAGAGCAUGCCAUCAACACCAACAGUACCCCACCCGCCACCCAUCAUGACCCACCAUAUUAGCACUCACGCCGAGCCGACAAACCUUUUACGGAUGAAAACUACAGCCCUUGGCCAGUCUGCUCCAUCUCUGACCAACUCUCUGAAGGACAUGACAGUGACAAGAAGAAACAGCAGAAAUUACGGCAGAAAGUCUGUAGUAACAAUGACAUCACCAACUCUUCCAGCCCGUUGUCCGUCGCCACAGAUAAAUACGGGUUCCCCCCAUGAGAGUCCAAGAAAUUUGUCACCUAAUCAACAUGGGCAUUUUGCUUUCCAGGCUAUCAGAAAUGUUAACAGGUGUGAUGGAAGAAGGUGGUCUUGUGCCUCCAUUCCAUCCUCUGGAUAUGGCACAAACACACCAGGCAGUUCUAAUGUCUCGCUCUUCCCCCAAUCUAACCCACAGUCACGCUACUCAUCCCAGGAAAGACUGCACCAGUUCCCCUCACAGCCUACAGCUGAGGAGCUUCACUUCUUGUCCAGUCAUUUUGGCAGUUCAGAAAAUAUGAGCCAUGAUGAUCAGGAGCUGCACCCUCAUACCAACAUGAGGCCUAGAUCCAGAAGUCUCAGCCUUUCGUGGCUUGCUUUAGACAGCCCGGCAAGGUCUCCUGGUGUGGAGUCUGAGAUUAUCAUGAUGAACAGUGUAUACAAGGAGAGAUUUCCCAAGGCCACCAUUGAAAUGGAAGACAAAUUGAAAACUUUUAUUUCAAACAACGCAACAUUGGACAUAGCACAGGAGUCAGAUGCCAUACUUUGUUUUUUGCACUAUCAGGUUCUUGAACUGGCCAGAGACUGCCUCAACAAAUCUGCAGAGAAAAUGAUAACUAAAGCUUAUUUUUAUGAACUGUUGGAUAAUCUCGAGAGAUUAGCUCAGGAUGCAAGGGAGCGUUCUAUGGAGGCCUACAAAAACUUGUACCCCCUUGUGAAACAGUUGCUGUUGAUUGUCUCACGCCCACUCAGGCUGCUUGAAUGUUUGGAGUUUGAUCCUGAAGAAUUCUACAUGUUGUUAGAGGCUGCAGAAGGACAGAUCAGACAGAUAAUCAAAGAUGACAUUCCUCAGUACAUCAUAUCUAAACUAGGGCUUACUGGGGAUCCACUGUCAGGGUUGACCCCAGUAGAUCAUUAUGAUGCACCAGACCAGAGUACAGAAGAAGCUGAUGGAGAUAAAUAUGAAGAAGAUACAGAGGAUCAUGAAGUUACUGGUGUAACAAAGGUGAAGCAGCCUUGUGAAGAUGAUUAUGAUACAAUGAAGCUUAUAAGCAAUGGAGCUUAUGCUGCUGUUUAUCUUGUCCGGCACAAAGUCACACGUCAGAGGUUUGCCAUGAAAAAAAUUUGUAAACAAAAUCUGGUCCUGAGGAACCAGAUUGAGCAAGUCUUUCUGGAGAGGGAUAUUUUAUCCUUCACUGAUAAUCCUUUUGUUGUCUCCAUGUACUGCAGUUUUGAAACUAAGAAACAUUUGUGCAUGGUGAUGGAAUAUGUUGAAGGAGGUGACUGUGCUACACUGUUAAAAAAUGUUGGAUCUUUGGCUCUUGACCUUGCCAGGAUGUACUUUGCUGAGACUGUACUAGCCCUCGAGUAUCUACAUAGUUACGGUAUUGUGCACCGUGAUCUUAAACCUGACAACUUGUUGAUCACAGCCCUAGGUCAUGUCAAACUGACAGACUUUGGUCUCUCUAAGAUUGGUCUCAUGAGUUUGACAACAAAUCUUUAUGAGGAUGCUCUGGAUAAAGACUGUAAACAGUUUAGGGAUAAGCAAGUUUUUGGCACACCUGAAUACAUUGCACCUGAGGUUAUCCUGAGAUCAGGCUAUGGCAAACCUGUUGACUGGUGGUCUAUGGGAAUCAUCCUGUAUGAGUUCCUUGUGGGCUGUGUCCCAUUCUUUGGUGACACUCCAGAGGAGUUGUUUUCUCAAGUAAUAAAUGAGAACAUUCAGUGGCCAGAUGAAGAUGAAUGGCAAGUGAGAGAUGAUGCUAAGGACCUAAUCCUAGGUCUGCUUCAGCAUGAUCCUCUUCAGCGACUGGGAACUGGUGGAGCCCAGGAAGUGAAAGAACAUGUGUUCUUCAUGGGCUUAAACUGGGAAAAUCUGCUGCGCCAGAAAGCUGAGUUUGUUCCUCAGCUUGAUGGGGAUGAUGAUACUAGUUACUUUGAUAGUCGCAUUGACCGCUAUAAUCAUGAGCUGGACACAGAGACUGAAGAUGAUGGUGAAGAGAUAUUGUUUCAGAGUUUUUCUUCUUGUUCCCCUCGCUACUCACGUGUGUACAACCGAGGCUUGGAGCCACUGAUACAAGAUGUAAACAUGGCAUUUCUCAGCCCUUAUGCUAACAUACCUCCACAGGAAUUAAGAGAAAGGCGGCGACAUUCAAGUGCAGAUGAUUUUAGAGCUCGUGUGCUUGAGAGGCGGGCCCUUGAACGCAAAGAUUCCAAUCAUUCAGAGGGAUCAGAAGGGUCUAUGGAAAUGUUGAAAAGAAAGGACAGUGUUUUGUCAGAUACAACAGACAGUGGCGGACAUGAGGAGGUUCUCAGUAGCAAUGAAAGACGUGCCAGUGACAACACAACAGAUUCCUCACAGACAGACAGCGACUCAUGCAACUCUCCACAGAUCAACAGGGCUAAUAAACUGAUCGCUACUAAGAGUGUCAUUCCUAAGUUUGCCAUUUCAUCAGAGGAAGAUAAAGAAUUGUCACCUGUUGAUGAGGGUAAAGAAGGAAGUAAAGAACAAAGUAAAGAGAAGAGUGAACAGAAGAGAGAAAGCAAGCUGCCCAUGCAGAAAUCAGUCUCAGCUAAUGCUUUAACUUUGUUGAUUACACCAACUGGAGAUGACUUAAGCACACCUAAAGCUGCUUCACCUGGUGGAUCAAGUACUAGCUCUAGAGAUGGCUCACCAAGCAGGGACACCUCCCCUCUAACGCGGAGCCUAAAGCCACCUAUUAUAUUAAAGAGAGGAGCUCGAGGAUUUGGAUUCAGUUUCCGUUCAAUCAGAGUUUAUAUUGGAGAGUCUGAUGUCUACACGCUACAACAUAUUGUUACUGAGGUGGAACCAAACAGUCCAAGCUUUGAGGCUGGCCUAAGAGCUGGAGACCUAAUAACACACAUCAAUGAUGAGAGUGUUCAGAGUCUUCUGCACACUCAAGUUGUCCACCUGUUGAGCUCUGGAAGUAUUGUCAACAUCAGGGCCGUUCCACUGGAUAAAACAACCAUCAAGGAGGGCUCCAGGCGCAAGGGCAACCCUGGUAAAAUGGCAAGACGUAGCCAGAAGAAGAAAGAGAAGGUGCAGGAGAAAAAGAAAGGAAGAAAUUUGCUGAGAAGGCUGAGCAGCAAAAAGUCAGAUCCCCCCAUUUUCCCCCAUAUGCCCCCAGGCCGUCAGCAGUUUACACCUCUGAAUAGGUCAAGCUCAUCAGGGGAUCAUCACACAAAGCUAGGCCGCUCUCCUCCCAUCUCAGUUCCUUGGUCCCCAGACUCUUCUCAGGCCGGAUCCUCCACAUCCAGCUCCCCCAGCUCUAGUGCUCCCAACUCACCAGCCACUCAAGUAGGUGCCGCUCACUUUGGCAGACCCAGCUCCUUGCAUGUUGCCAAGCAUAAGAAAACUGGCAGUCUCAAGUCUCCCCACAGGCGCAAGUCAGUUCACAACUUCCCACUUUCUCCCCUGGCUCGCACCCCAUCCCCGUCAGCCACAGUCCAGUCUCCAGCUAGAAGUCCUUCCCCGUUAGCCCUGCCCCACAGUCAUCAGGCUGGCAGCUCCACCCAGCCCCAACAAACUGUGCCAUCUCACAUCAACAAUCUGCACUCAUCCCCUGUUCCCUCCUGUAAGAAGUCGCUGAUUGCUCCCUCCCCUGCCAAGCCUCAACCCUCCACUUUGUCCAAAACACCCCUUUGCCGACCAAAAAGUUGUGAACCGGGAUCCCCCAUAAAAAGAAGAACAUCAUCACCAGAGAGGCUGCACCCAAGUUCAGCAAAUCAAAGACAAGCUAGUUCUGCAGGCAGUGGAGCUCUUGACAAACUUCCUCCUCCUCACAGAAAAAUCUCUCUGCAAGAAAAACAGCACCACUCGGAUCCAACAUGAAAUUUUUUGGGGGUGAACUGGUUUUACUACUUUACUUUCUUGUGCAAUGUUUACAUAUUCAUUCUUGAUCAUGUUAGAAACAUGUUCCAGUAGUUUUGUGCCAGAGGGUCUGUGAAGUUAGCAGACCUGACUAAUCAUACCAGUGUUUCUACAUACUGUUGAGAGGUAUCAAAGUUUUAAAUAUGUACAAUACAUCUGUCCAGCUCACAGACUGAUUGUUGCUUGUUUUAUCUGACAUGACACUAUUUUAUUCACGCUAAAAAAAAUUGUAUUUUUGCUACUUGGUGUGUCUCAUGCUAAGUCGCACUGAUUGGGCAGAUUUUCCUCUGGAUUUAACUGAAUGGACUUGCAGGACUUGAUUUUUAUCUGGAGCAUGUAGGGCUUAGCAUAUCAAAGGUCUAGUCAAACUACUAUGGAGAUAUUUUGAGUGUCACCAUGUUAAAUCAGGGACUUGAUUCUACCAGUAAACUUUCUCAACUCACAACAGGCUUGAUCUUCAGAAUGUUAAAACCUUGAAAAUAUUUAUUGCUGCCCUAGAGGUGAAUGUACUGGAGCAAAAAGUUUUUGAUGAGCAUUUUAAAUCUAACUAAAUGAACAGAGCUAGUCUCUAGUUGAUUCUAUCAGUAUUGAAGUCUGCAAGGUUGUAACAUUAUUUAUCUUGUCAAUUAAUUAUCACGUUGUAACACCUUGACCAUUUAAGGUGCAUGACCCUUGAUGAAUGCUGUACACUUAUAUGUUAACAAGUUGCAGAUUUUUAACAUGAUGCCCAUUUACUGACAAGUGUAUAUUUACAAUCAUAAGAUAAAAGUGAAAAAAUAUUUGUACAUUUGAAGUAUUGAUCUUUAUAUAUAUAUAUAUAUGGUUGAGGAAUUGAACAAUGGCAAGCUUACAUAAAAGUAAAGACAAAGAGGUGGUUAAAGUAUAUGUUACAUAAAUGUAUGACACCUUAGCUGUGGUAAUGCACUUUAGCAUUAUGUUGCUCAACAUUUGUACAGACACUAACUGUAUCCUUACCUUUCACUAGAAUUAGAAAGAGGAUAGCAUCAAUGCAAAUCUCUGUGUUGCUAUGUUCUUUUUUGUUCAUAUAAGAUCCCACUUGGACUCAGGUGGCUGGUAUUGUGAAUUGUUGCACACAAGAUGACCAUUCUGUUACCUUUGAUAUCUGUCCAUGUCAAUGAUGAAACUUGCUGGUGCCCUUCUGUUUUGUAGUCAAAUGUAGUUCAAUUGAUUGGCUGGCAGUCUUGACAUCUUCCUGCUGGUGUUGUUUAUAUAUAUAUCUCCUUGUCAUCCCACCUAUAGAAACUUCAACAAACCACAUGGAACAUUUUUU
Molecule: messenger RNA, 7105 nt
Organism: Physella acuta
Lineage: Eukaryota; Metazoa; Mollusca; Gastropoda; Physidae
Product: microtubule-associated serine/threonine-protein kinase 3
Biological process (GO): peptidyl-serine phosphorylation; intracellular signal transduction
Molecular function (GO): ATP binding; magnesium ion binding; protein binding
Source: RefSeq, a predicted model, not a curated record